AUGUGCAGCACACACAGGAUUUUCUUUUCUCAGGCAAGUAAUAUCUGCAUUUUCAGUUACCACUGGUUUUUCUGUUCCCAAUCGAGUUCUAUCUGCAUUUUCAGUUACCACUGGUUUUUCUGUUCCCAAUCGAGUUCUAUCUGCAUUUUUACCACUGGUUUUCUGUUCCCAAUCGAGUUCUAUCUGCAUUUUCAGUUACCACUGGUUUUCUGUUCCCAAUCGAGUUCUAUCUGCAUUUUCAGUUACCACUGGUUUUUCUGUUCCCAAUCGAGUUCUAUCUGCAUUUUCAGUUACCACUGGUUUUUCUGUUCCCAAUCGAGUUCUAUCUGCAUUUUCAGUUACCACUGGUUUUUCUGUUCCCAAUCGAGUUCUAUCUGCAUUUUCAGUUACCACUGGUUUUUCUGUUCCCAAUCGAGUUCUAUCUGCAUUUUCAGUUACCACUGGUUUUUCUGUUCCCAAUCGAGUUCUAUCUGCAUUUCAGUUACCACUGGUUUUUCUGUUCCCAAUCGAGUUCUAUCUGCAUUUUCAGUUACCACUGGUUUUUCUGUUCCCAAUCGAGUUCUAUCUGCAUUUUCAGUUACCACUGGUUUUUCUGUUCCCAAUCGAGUUCUAUCUGCAUUUUCAGUUACCACUGGUUUUCUGUUCCCAAUCGAGUUCUAUCUGCAUUUUCAGUUACCACUGGUUUUUCUGUUCCCAAUCGAGUUCUAUCUGCAUUUUCAGUUCCACGGAUUCUUCUAUUCUCAUGGACCAAUUUUGUACAGCUUUACCUGGGAUUUUUCUUUUCUCAGGCAAGUAAUAUCUGCAUUUUCAGUUACCACUGGUUUUUCUGUUCCCAAUCGAGUUCUAUCUGCAUUUUCAGUUACCACUGGUUUUUCUGUUCCCAAUCGAGUUCUAUCUGCAUUUUCAGUUACCACUGGUUUUCUGUUCCCAAUCGAUUCUAUCUGCAUUUUCAGUUACCACUGGUUUUUCUGUUUCCCAAUCGAGUUCUAUCUUCAGCAUUUUUUCUGUUCCCAAUCGUUCUAUCCACAGUUACCACUGGUUUUCUGUUCCCAAUCGGUUCUAUCUGCAUUUUCAGUUACCACUGGUUUUUUUCUGUUCCCAAUCGAGUUCUAUCUGCAUUUUCAGUUACCACUGGUUUUUCUGUUCCCAAUCGAGUUCUAUCUGCAUUUUCAGUUACCACUGGUUUUCUGUUCCCAAUCGAGUUCUAUCUGCAUUUUCAGUUACCACUGGUUUUUCUGUUCCCAAUCGAGUUCUAUCUGCAUUUUCAGUUACCACUGGUUUUCUGUUCCCAAUCAGUUCUAUCUGCAUUUUCAGUUACCACUGGUUUUCUGUUCCCAAUCGAGUUCUAUCUGCAUUUUCAGUUACCACUGGUUUUUCUGUUCCCAAUCGAGUUCUAUCUGCAUUUUCAGUUACCACUGGUUUUCUGUUCCCAAUCGAGUUCUAUCUGCAUUUUCAGUUACCACUGGUUUUUCUGUUCCCAAUCGAGUUCUAUCUGCAUUUUCAGUUACCACUGGUUUUUCUGUUCCCAAUCGAGUUCUAUCUGCAUUUUCAGUUACCACUGGUUUUUCUGUUCCCAAUCGAGUUCUAUCUGCAUUUUCAGUUACCACUGGUUUUCUGUUCCCAAUCGAGUGGUUUUCUGUUCCCAAUCGAGUUCUAUCUGCAUUUUCAGUUACCACUGGUUUUCUGUUCCCAAUCGAGUUCUAUCUGCAUUUCAGUUACCACUGGUUUUUCUGUUCCCAAUCGAGUUCUAUCUGCAUUUUCAGUUACCACUGGUUUUUCUGUUCCCAAUCGAGUUCUAUCUGCAUUUUCAGUUACCACUGGUUUUUCUGUUCCCAAUCGAGUUCUAUCUGCAUUUUCAGAUUCCACAUUUUUUUCUGUUCACAGAAAAGUAUUCUUUGUAUGCUCAGCUUACACUGGCGUUUCUUUUCUGAGACAAGUCCUAUCUGCAUGACAGGCUUCCACAUGAUUUUCUCUACUCCGGCAAGGUCUGUCUGUAUUUUCACCUACCACAGGCUUUUUAGUUUCUUAUGCAAUCCUGUCUGCAUUUUCAGCUGCCACCGGUUUUUCUGUUCGCAGGCAAGAUCUAUCUGCAAGCCUUUUUUCUUUUCUCUGCCAAAUCCUACCUGCAUGUUCAGCUUCUAUUGGUUUUCUGUUCUCGGGCAAGAUCUAUCUGCAUUUUCAGCUCCCACACAUUUUACUGCUCCACUGAAGGCCUUUUUUUUCUUUUCUCUGCCAAAUCCUACCUGCAUGUUCAGCUUCUAUUGGUUUUCUGUUCUCGGGCAAGAUCUAUCUGCAUUUUCAGCUCCCACACAUUUUACUGCUCCACUGAAGGCCUUUUUUUUCUUUUCUCUGCCAAAUCCUACCUGCAUGUUCAGCUUCUAUUGGUUUUUCUGUUCUCAGGCAAGAUCUAUCUGCAUUUUCAGCUCCCACACAUUUUACUGCUCCACUGAAGGCCUUUUUUUUCUUUUCUCUGCCAAAUCCUACCUGCAUGUUCAGCUUCUAUUGGUUUUCUGUUCUCGGGCAAGAUCUAUCUGCAUUUUCAGCUCCCACAUCUAUCUGCAUUUUCAUUUUUACUGCUCCACUGAAGGCCUUUUUUUUUUUUCUCUGCCAAAUCCUACCUGCAUGUUCAGCUUCUAUUGGUUUUCUGUUCUCGGGCAAGAUCUAUCUGCAUUUUCAGCUCCCACACAUUUUACUGCUCCACUGAAGGCCUUUUUUUUCUUUUCUCUGCCAAAUCCUACCUGCAUGUUCAGCUUCUAUUGGUUUUCUGUUCUCGGGCAAGAUCUAUCUGCAUUUUCAGCUACCAUUCUUUUUCUUAUUCCCAGACAAGCUACCACAGUUUCUUGGUUUUUUUUCUGA
Molecule: messenger RNA, 2856 nt
Organism: Acanthosepion pharaonis
Lineage: Eukaryota; Metazoa; Mollusca; Cephalopoda; Sepiida; Sepiidae
Source: the annotation of a GenBank genome assembly